Messenger RNA from Effrenium voratum, 1119 nucleotides. Lineage: Eukaryota; Dinophyceae; Suessiales; Symbiodiniaceae. The record is from the annotation of a GenBank genome assembly.
AUGGCUGACCUGAAACUGACGAAGAUCGUCAAGUCAUAUGGCGAUGUCGAGGUGCUGCACGGCAUCGAUCUGGAAAUCGAGAGCGGCGAGUUCGUCGUCUUUGUCGGCCCGUCGGGUUGCGGCAAGUCGACCCUUUUGCGCACCAUCGCCGGGCUCGAGCGGAUCACGGCCGGCACGAUGGAAAUCGACGGGCGCGUCGUCAACAACAUCCCGCCGUCCGAGCGGGGCAUCGCCAUGGUGUUCCAGACCUAUGCGCUUUACCCGCACAUGACCGUCUACGACAACAUGGCGUUCGGCAUGCGGCUGGCCAAGAAGUCCAAGCAGGAGAUCGAGGAUCGCGUCAGGAACGCCGCCGACAUCCUGCAGCUCGGACCCUACCUUGACCGGCUGCCCAAGGCGCUGUCGGGCGGCCAGCGCCAGCGGGUCGCCAUUGGCCGCGCCAUCUGCCGCGACCCCAAGGUGUUCCUGUUCGACGAGCCUUUGUCGAACCUCGAUGCCGCGCUGCGCGUUGCCACCCGCAUCGAGAUCGCCAAGCUGAACGAAACCAUGCCCGACACGACGAUGAUCUACGUCACCCACGACCAGGUCGAGGCGAUGACGCUGGCCGACCGGAUCGUCGUCCUGCGGGGCGGCUAUGUCGAACAGGUCGGCGCGCCGAUGGACCUCUACCACAAGCCCGCCAACCUGUUCGUCGCGCAGUUCAUCGGUUCGCCGGCGAUGAACAUUCUCGAUGGCUCGGUCGCUUCGGCUUCGAGCGGCAAGAUCGCCGUCGACGUCGAAAGCGGCGGCAAGGCGACGGUGCCGAUCGCCGGAGCGGGCGCCAAGGCCGGCGAUGCCGUCAAGCUCGGUGUCCGGCCCGAGGAUCUGCGCAUCGCCGGAAAGGGUGAAACGCCGAUCGUCAACGGCACGAUCGACAUUGUCGAGGCGCUUGGCGAAGUCACGCUGCUUUAUGUGCAGGUCGAGGGUCACGAGGAAGCCGUGCUGGCCAAGCUGCCCGGCUACCAUCAGGUCGAGCGCGGAACCGCCAUUUCCCUGACCGCCGAUGCCGAACAGCUCCAUUUGUUCGACUCCGACGGCCAGUCCAUGGCGCGCAAGGCCGAGGCCAAGGAAGCGGCCUGA